This is a messenger RNA of Protomyces lactucae-debilis, 414 nucleotides long. RefSeq names its product cyclase/dehydrase. Gene Ontology annotation, cellular component: mitochondrion. Gene Ontology annotation, biological process: cellular respiration; ubiquinone biosynthetic process. Gene Ontology annotation, molecular function: ubiquinone binding. The transcript has a single exon. Lineage: Eukaryota; Fungi; Ascomycota; Taphrinomycetes; Taphrinales; Protomycetaceae. The annotation marks the transcript as partial. The record is from RefSeq and is a predicted model, not a curated record.
CAAACCUACACAGCGAAUCGCACACUCCCAUACACACAAGCAGCGCUCUUCAAGGUCAUUGCAGACAUCGAUGCCUAUAAACACUUUGUUCCAUUCUGUACAGACUCACACGUCACGCAACAUACGAAUGAUUCAACUCCCCUACCAACGCAAGCAGAUUUGAAAGUGGGUUUCAAGCAAUACCAAGAAUCGUUUACAAGUCGCGUGCAUUGUGUGCCUGAUACCUCUGUCCAAGCAGUCGCGAGUCAGCAUCCGCUAUUCAAAAAGUUAGUCGCUGCUUGGCGGUUAUCACGGGUUGGUGAGGAUGCAUGCAAGGUACAGCUAGAAGUGGAGUAUCAGUUUGUGAAUCCGUUGUAUGGCGCUGUGUCUGCUGCUGUUGUGCCCAAAGUCGCUGGGCAGGUAUUGGAGGCGUUU